Molecule: messenger RNA, 546 nt
Organism: Macrosiphum euphorbiae (potato aphid)
Lineage: Eukaryota; Metazoa; Arthropoda; Insecta; Hemiptera; Aphididae
Source: the annotation of a GenBank genome assembly
AUGGUUAGACCAUUACUAGCACAAUUAAUGGAAAAUCAUUUAAAAGAAAAAGAAAAUGAUGAUCAAAAUGUCACGUAUUUUAAACGUACAAUAAUACAUGAAAUUAAAGAACGAUUUAAACUUGGCUGGACUGAAACAAGUUCUGUCUCUGUCAAACAAAUCGCGUCUUUUCUAGAUCCUCGAUGUAGAACCCAAAACAAUAAUUUGGAACAAGAACUACCAGUUCAAAGGAGCGAUCUCGAAUUUUUGUAUGGAAAUAUAAUUACAGACAGUAAUGACAGAAGUAUUCAAUUUCAAAAUUUUAUAUCUGAACCUCAAUUGAGAUUCGAUCUAAAUGCAUUUGAAUGGUGGAAAUGUAGAGAGAAUAAAUAUCCAGCUCUUGCAGAAUUAGCGAAGCAAUAUUUAUCUAUUCCUGCCACGUCCGUCAGCUCCGAGAGAUGUUUUUCUACUGCUGGAAACAUAGUUACUUCGAAAAGGACAUGUUUACUGACUAAAAAUGUAAAAAUUCUGAUAUUUUUAUACCAACAUCGAGAAUUAUUGCACUAA